AUGGUAGUUUUAAUUAAAUUCAAAUUUUAUUUAAUUAAAAAAUUUAAAUAUUCAAGGGCUUCCCCAGUGGCUCAGACAGUAAAGCAUCUGCCUGCAGCGCAGGAGACCCCAGUUCGAUCCCUGGGUCGGGAAGAUUCCCUGGAGAGUGAAAUGGCAACCCACUCCAGUAUUCUUGACUGGAGAAUUCCAUGGACAGUGGAGCCUGGCGGGCUGCAGUCCAUGGGAUCACAGAGUCGCACACACCUGGGCGACUCACACACACUAGGUGAGCUACCCUGGUUGUAUUUAAUGCUCUCUCACUGA
Molecule: messenger RNA, 303 nt
Organism: Rangifer tarandus platyrhynchus (Svalbard reindeer)
Lineage: Eukaryota; Metazoa; Chordata; Mammalia; Artiodactyla; Cervidae
Source: the annotation of a GenBank genome assembly